AUGGGUCAAGAGAACCCUGCAUACCACACAUUGGUAUCUUCAACUUCCUCAGACUUCCACAACAUGGGCUGCUUUCCGAAAGCCUCAGAUCUUGAGUCAUCAGCAGGCCCAGCAGGCAACAGUGAAAAUGGUUUCAAAGAGCUGACUGUGGUUCUGUCGGUAGUAUUCCCAAUGGUAUUCAUCAUUACCUUCCUGGGAAUAGUGGGUGUUGUGGCUGUGCUGGUCACUAGGAACCGCAGAGUUUCUAAGAGACAUAGACAUCCUGAAUGUGGUAAAAGUGCAGCCAAUGAAUAUGUUGAGAGGAAGAGUUUCCUGGGCAAGCAUUCAACAACAGAGUCUAGUGGCUCCUCUGGCAGUGAUGACACAACACAACAACUCACUGAAGGGAGCUCCCUCAGUGACACUAGGGAGUCUUCUGAAUCACAGGGCAGUAUGGAGUCCAACACUACCAUUGAGGCGGAGCUACCACCGACCCUCACCUGCACCUUCCAACAAUACCCACAGCUCGCCAAACGCUACCACAAUACCCACAGUUGCCAAAUGCUACCACAGAGCCACCAAACACUACCACUCGUACACACAACUUCCCAAAUCUGUCUGAAGCUACCACAGACGCGCAGCAGACUCCAAACACUGCUGAGACUGAGACAAACAACCUGAACCGGUUAUCUGGACCAGACAGUAGAGACUCCGGUGUGACCCAAGAGUCGUCUCCACACAGCACUGCUCCAGUUGUUUCUCGUCAGAGAAAUUACAUUCAAGUGGAGCCUGAAGCUGGAUGGAAUAUUCAAAGACCACCAGACAUAAGGGAAGACACUGUUUUGUACGCCACAAUUCUUCCUCACACAUCUCCUCCCCAUAAUCCAUAACACUUUUGUAAUGUGAAAGCAUUUUUAAAAUCAUUUUGGUACACAUGUAGAUAAAGUCUCACAGUAAAUGGAAGUGACAGAUGAACUUAUUUUUUAUGGUGUGUUUAUGUAUUGCUCAUUAAAAUUUGAUGAAUAACUUUGAGCUAUGUCCAGCUAUGCG
Molecule: messenger RNA, 1029 nt
Organism: Geodia barretti
Lineage: Eukaryota; Metazoa; Porifera; Demospongiae; Tetractinellida; Geodiidae
Source: the annotation of a GenBank genome assembly